Messenger RNA from Oldenlandia corymbosa var. corymbosa, 1392 nucleotides. Lineage: Eukaryota; Viridiplantae; Streptophyta; Magnoliopsida; Gentianales; Rubiaceae. The record is from the annotation of a GenBank genome assembly.
AUGGAAGAAGGAUUGCUAGCCAGUAGUAGCAGCAGUGAUGAUGUCUAUAGGAAGAGCUGUUCUGCAACGCCUGCAGUUAUUUUUAGUACUUCUGUGGUUGCUUGUGGCUCCUUAGCCUUUGGACUGGCUGUGGGAUACUCCUCUCCUGCUGAAUCAGGAAUUAUGAAUGACCUAGGAUUGUCAUUUGCAGAAUACUCGGGGUUUUCUUCAAUUCUGAAAUUUGGUGGAAUGUUGGGUGCCCUUCUGAGUGGCAGAGUCGCAGAUUGUUUUGGACGGAGAAUUACCAUGUGGAUUUUGGCGAUAUUUUUCAUUUUGGGUUGGAUUCUAAUCUUUUUUGGGCAGAAUGCUUGGUGGCUUGACUUCGGAAGAUUGUUCAUGGGAGUUGGAUGUGGACUUCAUUGUUAUGUGGCACCAAUCUAUAUUGGAGAGAUUACACCAAAAGACAUUCGAGGUGGAUUUAUUGCCAUUACAACGUUCACACAAACUCUGGGCUUCAUAUUGAUGUUCUUAGUUGGGAAUUUCUUGAGCUGGCGCGGAUUGGCUGUUGUUGGAGUAUUACCGUGUCUGGCCCAGGUUUUGGGAUUGUUCUUCACACCAGAGUCUCCCAGAUGGCUGGCAAUGAUGGGUGAUGAAAAAGGCGCAGAAAUGGUUCUAUGGCAUCUGAGGGGGGCAAAUGCUGAUAUCUCCUCUGAAGCAGCUGAAAUUGAGGAAUAUGCUGAAACACUCGAGCAAGAACCAAAAUCAAGAUAUUCAGACUUGAUGGACAGAAGAUAUGCUCAACCACUUCUUGUUGGUAUUGGCUUGAUGCUUCUGGUGCAAUUUGGAGGGGCAGACGGAGUUUCAUCUUACGCCAAUUCAAUUUUUGAAGCAGCUGGUUGCCCUGCUGCCAUAUCAUCCACAGCAAUAGCUGCUGUCCAGAUUCCUUUUGCUCCUUUGAGUGUUCUACUAGUGGACAAAGCAGGUCGGCGUCCAAUUCUGAUGGUUACUGCAGCAAUAGCAGGCUGCGGAAUGUUUUUGACAGGAUUAGGAUUCCUCUUUAAGACUCAUAACAUAUGGAUUGACAUAUCGCCCCCGUUGGUGCUGGCUGGAGUAAUGAUAUACUCUUCAGCAAUGGCAGCUGGUAUGGGCAGUACAACUUGGGUAAUCAUGUCUGAGAUCUUCCCUAUCAAUAUUAAAGGCACUGCUGGAAGCUUAGUAACUCUAGGCAACUGGUUUAGUUCUUGGGUUGUCGCCUACGCUUUCAACUUCUUGUUUGAAUGGAAUUCCUCAGGGGUGUUUUUUAUAUUCGCCAUCACUUCAGCCGCGGUUGUUCCAUUCGUUAUGAAGUGUGUUCCUGAGACAAAGGGACGAACAUUAGAAGAGAUUCAAGCAUCAAUGGUCCUAUUCAAAUAA